Molecule: messenger RNA, 525 nt
Organism: Adineta steineri
Lineage: Eukaryota; Metazoa; Rotifera; Eurotatoria; Adinetida; Adinetidae
Source: the annotation of a GenBank genome assembly
AUGGCUGAUAUUCGAAGUUUUUUCAAAAAAGGUUCUAUUUCAUCACCAUCAAAUACUAAUACUAAUAAACGAGUACGAGAACAUGUUGAUAUUGAAGAUGAAGAGGAAGAUGCAUUCGUACCAAAAGCUGGUCAAAAACCGACGAAAACAAAGACAAAACAAGUAGAUGAGAAUAUUCCAUUAAUAGAAUGUGACGAUACAACACCAAAGAAAAAACUCAAAACAAAAGAUGUGGAUCCAUUAGAAAAGAAACGACGAGUGGAAAAUUUUAAAACAUUUAUGAAUCGUGGUGGAGCUGAUGCACCUGGCUCAAAAACAAUUCCAGAUGGAGCACCUAACUGUCUUAAAAAUUUAACAUUUGUUAUAUCGGGUGUACUUGAAUCAUUAGAACGUGAUGAUUGUAAGGAUUUAAUAGAAAAAUAUGGUGGUCGAGUAACAGGAUCGAUUAGUAGUAAAACAGGUUAUCUACUUGUUGGUCGUGAUGGAGGUGAAUCAAAAAUAACAAAAGCUCGUGAUUUAAAGGUA